AUGGCCUCGGCUGGUAACGCCGCCGAGCCCCAGGCCCGCGGCGGGGGCGGCGGGGCCCCGGGCCGGCCGGCCGGCGGGGGAAGGCGCAGACGCGCGGGGGGGCCGCGCCGCCACGCCGCGCCGGACCGGGACUAUCUGCACCGGCCCAGCUACUGCGACGCCGCCUUCGCUCUGGAGCAGAUUUCCAAGGGGAAGGCGACCGGCCGGAAAGCUCCGCUGUGGCUGAGAGCGAAGUUUCAGAGACUCUUGUUUAAACUGGGUUGUUACAUUCAAAAGAACUGCGGCAAGUUCUUGGUGGUGGGCCUCCUCAUAUUCGGGGCCUUCGCGGUGGGAUUAAAGGCAGCUAACCUCGAGACCAACGUGGAGGAGCUGUGGGUGGAAGUUGGUGGACGAGUAAGUCGUGAAUUAAAUUAUACUCGCCAGAAGAUUGGAGAAGAGGCAAUGUUCAAUCCUCAACUCAUGAUUCAGACCCCUAAAGAAGAAGGCGCCAAUGUCCUUACCACAGAAGCACUCCGACAACACCUGGACUCGGCGCUGCAGGCCAGCCGGGUCCAUGUAUAUAUGUAUAACAGGCAGUGGAAAUUGGAACAUUUGUGUUACAAAUCUGGAGAACUUAUCACAGAGACAGGCUACAUGGAUCAGAUAAUAGAAUAUCUUUACCCUUGUUUAAUUAUUACACCUUUGGACUGCUUCUGGGAGGGGGCGAAGUUACAAUCUGGGACAGCAUAUCUACUAGGUAAGCCUCCUUUGCAGUGGACAAACUUUGACCCUUUGGAAUUCCUAGAAGAAUUAAAGAAAAUAAACUAUCAGGUGGACAGCUGGGAGGAAAUGCUGAAUAAGGCUGAAGUUGGUCAUGGUUACAUGGACCGGCCCUGCCUCAAUCCUGCUGAUCCCGAUUGCCCGUCUACAGCCCCCAAUAAAAAUGCAACCAAGCCUCUUGAUAUGGCCCUUGUUUUGAAUGGUGGAUGUCAUGGAUUAUCCAGAAAGUAUAUGCACUGGCAAGAAGAAUUGAUUGUGGGUGGCACAGUCAAGAACAGCACUGGGAAACUUGUCAGCGCCCAUGCCUUGCAGACCAUGUUUCAGUUAAUGACACCCAAGCAAAUGUAUGAACAUUUCAAGGGAUAUGACUAUGUCUCUCACAUCAACUGGAAUGAGGACAAGGCAGCGGCCAUCCUGGAAGCUUGGCAGAGGACAUAUGUGGAGGUGGUUCAUCAAAGUGUUGCCCAGAAUUCUACUCAGAAGGUGCUCUCCUUUACCACGACGACCCUGGACGACAUCCUGAAGUCCUUCUCUGAUGUCAGCGUCAUUCGAGUGGCCAGCGGCUACCUACUCAUGCUUGCCUAUGCCUGUUUAACCAUGCUGCGCUGGGACUGCUCCAAGUCCCAGGGUGCCGUGGGGCUGGCUGGCGUCCUGUUGGUUGCACUGUCAGUGGCUGCAGGAUUGGGCCUGUGCUCAUUGAUCGGGAUUUCCUUUAACGCUGCAACAACUCAGGUUUUGCCAUUUCUUGCUCUUGGUGUUGGUGUGGAUGAUGUUUUCCUUCUGGCACACGCAUUUAGUGAAACAGGACAGAAUAAAAGAAUCCCUUUUGAGGACAGGACCGGGGAGUGCCUCAAGCGCACGGGAGCCAGUGUGGCCCUCACAUCCAUCAGCAACGUCACCGCCUUCUUUAUGGCUGCGCUAAUCCCCAUCCCUGCUCUGCGGGCCUUCUCCCUUCAGGCCGCUGUAGUAGUGGUCUUCAAUUUUGCUAUGGUUCUGCUCAUUUUUCCUGCAAUUCUCAGCAUGGAUUUGUACCGACGUGAAGACAGGAGAUUGGAUAUAUUCUGCUGUUUCACCAGCCCCUGUGUCAGCAGGGUGAUUCAGGUUGAACCUCAGGCCUACGCGGAGACUCAGGAGAAUACCCGCUACAGCCCCCCACCUCCCUACAGCAGCCACAGCUUUGCCCACGAAACACAGAUCACCAUGCAGUCCACGGUGCAGCUGCGCACAGAGUACGACCCCCACACGCACGUGUACUACACCACUGCCGAGCCGCGCUCCGAGAUCUCCGUGCAGCCUGUCUCCCUGCCCCAGGACACCCUUAGCUGCCAGAGCCCCGAGAGUACCAGCUCCACCCGGGACCUGCUCUCCCAGUUCUCAGAUGCCAGCCUCCACUGUUUGGAACCCCCCUGCACCAAGUGGACCCUCUCAUCUUUUGCAGAGAAACACUAUGCUCCUUUCCUCUUAAAACCAAAAGCCAAGGUGGUCGUGAUCUUCCUUUUCCUGGGCUUGCUGGGAGUCAGUCUGUACGGGACCACACGAGUGCGCGAUGGGCUGGAUCUUACAGACAUUGUGCCUCGGGAGACCAGAGAAUAUGACUUUAUUGCUGCACAGUUCAAAUACUUUUCUUUCUACAACAUGUAUAUAGUCACCCAGAAAGCAGACUACCCGAAUAUCCAGCACUUACUGUAUGAUCUCCAUAAGAGUUUCAGUAAUGUGAAGUAUGUCAUGUUGGAAGAAAAUAAACAGCUUCCCAAAAUGUGGCUGCACUACUUCAGAGACUGGCUGCAAGGACUUCAGGAUGCAUUUGACAGUGACUGGGAAACUGGGAAAAUCAUGCCAAACAAUUACAAAAAUGGAUCAGAUGAUGGAGUCCUUGCCUACAAGCUCCUGGUACAAACUGGCAGCCGUGAUAAACCCAUCGACAUCAGUCAGUUGACUAAACGGCGCCUGGUGGAUGCAGAUGGCAUCAUUAAUCCCAGUGCUUUCUACAUCUACCUGACCGCUUGGGUCAGCAAUGACCCUGUGGCUUACGCAGCCUCCCAGGCCAACAUCCGGCCUCACCGUCCGGAGUGGGUCCACGACAAAGCUGACUACAUGCCAGAAACCAGGCUGAGAAUCCCUGCAGCAGAGCCCAUCGAAUAUGCUCAGUUCCCUUUCUACCUCAAUGGCUUGCGUGACACCUCAGACUUUGUGGAAGCGAUCGAAAAAGUCCGAACCAUCUGCAACAACUACACGAGCCUGGGGCUCUCAAGCUACCCCAACGGGUACCCCUUCCUCUUCUGGGAGCAGUACAUUGGCCUCCGCCACUGGCUCCUGCUGUCCAUCAGCGUGGUGCUGGCCUGCACGUUUCUGGUUUGUGCUGUCUUCCUCCUGAACCCCUGGACGGCUGGGAUCAUUGUGACAGUCCUGGCUCUAAUGACGGUGGAACUCUUCGGCAUGAUGGGCCUCAUUGGAAUCAAGCUGAGUGCUGUGCCUGUAGUCAUCCUGAUCGCAUCUGUCGGCAUCGGAGUAGAAUUCACUGUUCACGUGGCUUUGGCCUUUCUAACAGCCAUCGGCGAUAAGAACCGCAGGGCUGUGCUUGCCCUGGAGCACAUGUUUGCACCUGUUCUGGACGGUGCUGUUUCCACUCUGCUGGGAGUGCUGAUGCUCGCAGGAUCCGAGUUUGACUUCAUUGUCAGGUAUUUCUUUGCUGUCCUGGCAAUCCUGACGAUCCUGGGUGUUCUCAAUGGGCUGGUUUUGCUUCCAGUUCUUUUGUCCUUCUUUGGACCGUACCCUGAGGUGUCUCCGGCCAAUGGGCUGAACCGGUUGCCCACCCCUUCCCCCGAGCCGCCCCCCAGCGUGGUCCGGUUUGCCGUGCCCCCUGGUCACACGAACAACGGGUCUGACUCCUCUGACUCAGAGUACAGUUCUCAGACGACAGUGUCAGGCAUCAGUGAGGAACUUCGGCACUAUGAGGCCCAGCAGGGCACUAGGGGCCCUGCACACCAAGUGAUCGUGGAGGCCACAGAAAACCCUGUCUUCGCCCGCUCCACUGUGGUCCCUCCUGAAGCAAGACAUCACCCACCCUCAAACACUCGACAGCAGCUCCACUUGGACUCAGGGUCCCUGCCGCCUAGACGGCCAGGCCAGCAGCCCCGGAGGGAACCCCCCAGAGAAGGCUUUCGGCCACCUCCCUAUAGACCGCGCAGAGACGCUUUUGAAAUUUCUACUGAAGGGCAUUCUGGCCCUAGCAGCAGGGACCAAACGGGCCCCCGGGGAGCCCGCUCUCACCACUCACGGCACCCAGUGUUCACUGCCAUGGGCAGUUCUGUGCCCGGCUACUGCCAGCCCAUCACCACGGUGACGGCCUCGGCAUCUGUGACUGUUGCUGUGCAUCCCCCGCCUGCUCCUGGGCCGGGGCCCAGUUGGAACACCCGAGGGGGGCUGUGUCCAGGCUACGAGGACUACCCUGAAACUGAUCACAGGCUGUUUGAGGACCCCCAUGUGCCUUUUAACGUCCGGUGUGAGAGGAGGGAUUCCAAGGUGGAAGUCAUAGAGCUGCAAGACGUGGAAUGUGAGGAGAGGCCCCGGGGAAACAGCUCCAACUGAGGGUGAGUAAAAUCUGAAGCAAAGAGGCCAAAGAUUGGAAACCCCCCGCCCCCUGCCCCCACCUCUUUCCAGAACUGCUUGAAGAAAACUGCUGGGAGUUACAAAGACGUGCUGCACCAGAAGAGCGGUUCAUUGUUACUGUAACCAACUGUAUUAUUUUGUGAAAUAUUUCUAUAAAUAUUUAAGAGGUGUACACAUAUGUAAUAUAGAAGGAACGGAUGUAAAGUAAUAGUAUGAUCGGGUUUCUCCACUCUUGCCGGAGUGGGCAUGAAGGCCACACAGGGCCCCUCCCUGUGCCACAACCAAGCUUAACUUAGUCUUAAAUUCCAGCAUAUGUUGCUGCUGCUUAAAUAUUGUAUAAUUUACUUGUAUAAUUCUAUGCAAAUAUUGCUUAUAUAAUAGGAUUAUUUUGUAAAGAUUUCUGUUUAAAAUAUUUUAAAUUUGCAUAUCACAACCCUGUGGUAGUAUGAAAUGUUACUGUUAACUUGCAAACACGCUAUGCGUGAUAAUUUUGUUGUUUAAUGAGCAGAUAUGAAGAAAGCACGUUAAUCCCGGUGGCUUCUCCAGGUGUAGUCAGAUGCAGUUCUCCAAUCUUUGUGUGUGUGUGAACACGUGUGUGAUUUCCCAGUGUACUAUACUGUGAUUUAUGGGGUUUUUUUUUGUUUGUUUCUUCUCAUUGUCUGCAACCCUUAGUGGGCUCUGACCUAGUCAGGCUGGAAGAGUCAGGACAUCUUCAUUGCUUCAUGCUGGUAGAGGGCGAGCCCUCAACAUCACCUUAUCCUUUUGCCAGACUUAACUUCAAGUCCAGGCCUCUCUUAGGAUCAUUGACUACCAUCCUGGCACCCCAGUUUAUGCCUCACAGAAGUUCCUUCUCAUGGAUCAUUGUGAUAGACAGUAGAUCUCAGGGUAUAGAGCCCACAUCUCUUCAUCUUCAUUGGUGUUAAAGAAUUAGAUCACAUGCUUAGUUGUGGGCCUCAGUGGGGCCCUGAGUGUGUACUCUAAAAUAUGCAGCCUUCAUUGUACCUCUCUCAUCACACACACACACACACACACACACACACACACACAAUAUCACCCCUCGCCACCCCAAUUUAAGGAUGGAUUAGAAAUCUUUUGGAUACAAAGGUCCUGCUACUGGUAGAAAAAACUAUUAAUUUUGGGUCAGCAGUACACCCAAAGGUGAUAUUUUGAGUCCCUACACUUUAAACUCCCUCUCUUUCUAAAUUGCACAGCUGGUUGCAACUUUCUGGAUCUGUUUGCAUCUUUUUUAAAAAUAAAUAGUGAGCAUCCAAUAUGGUGAUUCAGAGUCAGAGUUCUAUAGGAUGUGAGCUUCAGAAGGAUCCUUGUCAGUGUGUCAAUAUGUUGGGUGCAAACCUCCCACAUAAGGCAUCUCCCUCAUCUCAUCAUUCUUCGUGUUCUUUCUAUGUGGCAUUGAUUGAAGAGCAGAAAGAUGCUAAUUGCUUGUACCCACUGAAGAAUGUAUAUCGAGGCAGAUCUCAACCAGCCAUAGUUUCUAAAGAUUUGCUUCUGUAUCUGUUCUGUCAUCCUGCUCUGAGGUUUGGUCUUCCUCUCCUGAUAGCCAGAGACCAGCCAAUGUCUGGGGAGCACUUGGUACCCAGACUAAGCUACUGUUGGAGUGCACAAUGGCAGCCCCAUGAUGCCCUCCUGUUUUACAUGGAAAAUCUUCAUCAAAAGACCAAGGCCCCCCAGCAGUACCAGCAGUGUAGUAACCUCAGACCCUACAACUCUCCACAAAUAUGUAAGAUAAUAAUUGGAAGCCACCUGUGGCUGCUAAGUUUGUGUGUGUUAAUAUGCCAGGGGCCCUGAUCGCCCCACUGCUACUGUUUGGUGGCUCUGUCAGCCAUACUGUCUGUCUACCUAACACCCAGCUCUGCUCAGAAAACUUAGGUCUUGUGUUCAGGAGAGAGAUGAUGCAAAAUGAUGAGGCCUGCUUCCCUCUGGCUCUGGGCGUGCCCGCCUUCUUCCCCAGCUCGGCAAGUGUGGUGAGUGAUGGCUUUGCACAGCCCCUGCUCGCUGCACAGUGAAGAACCUCUUCUGGGCUGGCAGGCAAUUAGAAUUUGUCUCUCUCUCUCUCUUUUUAAAAUAGUUUUAUUUUGUCUGUCUUGUUUGUUCAUUUGGAUGUUUUAAUUUUUUAAAAAAAUCUUUGCUGAUAUUUAUAAUUUUGUAUCAUAAGAAUGUUUUCCUACAGUAUUUGUCAUGCCAGUUUAUAACAGAAAAAAAUGCAGGGAUUUUAUUUCUAUUGGAAACACUAUUACAGCUAUGUUUUACUUUCGAACAGAAUUUUUAUUUGUAUAGAGUGCUUACUAAUGUUAAAUAGUUCAGAGUAUAUAACAUUUUCAUUAAGGACUCAUGUUAGGUUUUAGUGUAAGGAGUUUAAAGGAAAUAAAUAUUCAAACUGGGUCUCAUUGUCUGCCAGUUUUGGUGGAAAUGGGUUUGUGUCAUUUCAAUUACAAAGAUAAAAGUAUGCCAUAUAAUUUAUUUAUAUGAAAAUUUAUUUUUGUAGUGUACAUAGUAGUCGUCAAGUCUUUUGACAGAAGUAUAUUUUUAAAGAAUUUAUAUGUGAUGAAUCCGUAAUGUCUGUAACUUUGCUGAGACAUGAGUGGGGCACACUUUUCAUUGUAAAGUACAGCAAGGAAAAGAAAAUGUUAACAGUGUUAAGAGAGUGAGAUCGAGUGAAUAUUCAUGCAAUUAUGAAACAUGAAUUAGAUACCAUUUGUGACCUAGUGUGGUUCUCAUUUUAAACUUUGGAAGAUGAAAAUGUACAAACUCUCUAAAUAUUAAUGUUCAAACACUGAUAGAAGUUCUAACAUGAAUAAAAAAUAAUAUAACUACGUGGUUAUGUCCUUGUUUAUAGAAUGUUUUUUAACAAAAGUCUUUUACUAAGGCACUCCGUGUGUUGGGCCAUCAUAAACUUUGUUGUUCUGUCACAGCUUUGUUAAAUACUUGGUUUUUAUUCUACAUAUGAAGGUAGUAUUGCUAUAAAAAGAGUUAUCUUUUUUAUUUUCUGACACUAAGGGAGUUCCUAAAUUACCCUUCAAAAUGAUCCCUCCUGUCUGUCAUCUCUUAGCAUUCUGAUUUUUUGUACAUGAUGCUUAAUUUGAGGGAACAUUAUUACAAAGAUAAAUGUAAUGAUUAUUAAAAUAAAUGAAGGUGUCAUACUUAAGCAGUACAGCUGAUAAUAUGGGGCUGAUUGAACCUGAUUCAGACUGUUAUUUUCUGAGUGCUUAGGGUAUGAUUACAGCUUAUCUUCAUCAUAGUCAUGGAGAAAAAUUGGACCAGGAAUAUCAUCCCCAUUUUACAGCUGAAAACAAGGAGUGGUGGGGAAGACCCCAGUUACUGUAAGCAUGUGGUGAGAGGUCAGCAAACUACAGUCCCUGGGCUGCCUCCUGAUUUGUCAAGAUUGGUCAAAAUACAGACACACCCACUUAACGAUCUGGCUGUCACUCACCGCUUUUGAGCUACCAGGGCAGAGAUGAGUAGUUGCAACGCAGGUUCUAUGGCCUGUGAAUCCUAAAACACUUGCUAACUGGCCCUAAGAGUUUGAUGCCCCACCUGAAGAAAAGGUUAUCAGACAUGGUUUAUGCUCAUGUGGGCUGCAGAUUGUCAACAUCAGCAUCCCUUGCAAACUUGCUAGAAAAGCAGAAUCUCCAGUGCCACCCAAAAUCUGCCAAUUCAGAAAAUCUGGUAGGGAGGCCCAGGAAUCUGCGCUUUAAGGAGCUGUCCUGGUGGUUUUGAUGUACCCGCAGAGGUGAUUCCUAAAUUCCUUCCAGCUGAAUGUAGUCAUAGUUCUAUAAUUUGUCUCAGGCAACAUGGCCAGUGCAGGCCAGAUCUGGAAACAACAUUGAUCCCAAGUCCUGUGUGUGGUCUUUUCAUAAAAACACAUGUUCAUCUGUGGGAAAGAGCCUAGGCCCUUGAGCUCUAUGUCAGGGAGUCUCCAGAGAGGCAUUCCCUUUCAGUGCUCUGCCACUGCUGGGGGCAGGAGCUCUGUGCUGCCCGCCAGAGAUCUGUGUGGGGCUCCUGAUCUAACUGGAUAGGCAGGCGGGCCACCACAACCCAAUUCCGAGUCCCACCUUCUGACUGAGAGGAUUUUAGUUUGAGAGUCCGACUUAGACAAUUCACUUUGAGUCUGUGUCUGCCCCUAUAUAAAUUAAGAUUAUGCGUGUCCCUUACAACAACGAUGAUGAGGUCUAGACCAGAGGGGGACGCUAAAAGUUAACGGAAAAACCCCCUAUGUGGACUUGUCAGUGAGUUCCAGUUCAGUCACCACUCAGAGUUCCUGAUCUCCAGGGAUAAGGGCCCUCUUACAAAUGGAUGAGAGAAGCUAUGGGGAGAUUUUAUACUCAUGCGUCCCUAAGUGAAGGCAUUUGAGGUAAUAAAUACAGUAAACUGACCAAAGAAUAAGAUGUUCUGGUAAAACAAUGUCCAGGAAAAAAAAAAAUGUUCAGCCCA
Molecule: messenger RNA, 8817 nt
Organism: Talpa occidentalis (Iberian mole)
Lineage: Eukaryota; Metazoa; Chordata; Mammalia; Eulipotyphla; Talpidae
Gene: PTCH1
Product: patched 1
Exons: 24
Coding region: 1-4347 (1448 amino acids)
Biological process (GO): smoothened signaling pathway
Cellular component (GO): plasma membrane
Molecular function (GO): hedgehog family protein binding; hedgehog receptor activity; smoothened binding
Source: RefSeq, a predicted model, not a curated record